AGUGAGCUAACUGUGCGUGUGCGUCCUGUGUUGAGUGUUUGCGCCGAGUCACCGCUUCAACAACCUGUUGAAUGUGGGGCUCGUCUAAACUCCGCCCCUACCGGCCUGACCCGAGUUAGAGAAGGAGCGCUCACCAGAGGCUCGUCUGCACGCGCCGCUGUCACAUCGUGGUUGUGGACACGCGCAGGCAUGUUACCACUCAUCCUCAUCCUCAUCCUCACCUCCUCCUCCAUGAUGUUGGAGUAUCGUUACCACAGCAACAGUGAGAUGGAGCAUUACCUCCACCAAAUCAACGCCUCUAACCCUGACAUCGCUCACCUGUACACCAUUGGCCGCUCAGUUGCAGGUCAGCAGCUGUGGGUGUUGGCUUUGGGUCUGAGCCCCGGCCAUCACACUGUUGGCAUCCCCGAGUUCAAGUAUGUGGCCAACAUGCAUGGCAACGAGGUCCUGGGAAGAGAGCUGCUUCUACAGCUGGUGGAUGAGCUGGUGCGCGGUUACCGUGGCAACGAGACUUGGUCAGUGCAGCUGUUGGAGAGCACCCGCAUCCACAUCCUGCCCACCAUGAAUCCUGAUGGCUUUGAUGACGCAGACACACACUGUCAGAUGAGCCAGGGCAGGUUCAACCGUAACGGCGUCGACCUGAACAGGAACUUCCCUGACGCCUUCACUGCCCUGCGGCAGGGUCAGCCGGUGGAUGUGGGGAGGAGAGAGGCAGAGGUCCAAGCUGUAAUUGGCUGGUUGAAGACAGAGACGUUUGUCCUCUCUGCAAACCUUCACGGCGGCGCGCUGGUGGCCAGCUACCCUUACGACAACAGCAAUGGCGGCAGCGAGCUGGUGGGUCGAGCUAGCCUCACACCUGACAAUGACGUGUUUGUCCACCUGGCCAAGGUGUACUCCCACAACCACGCCUCCAUGCACCAGGGAUGGAGCUGCGGCGAACCCGUGUCCUUUGCCGACGGCAUCACCAACGGCUACCGGUGGUACCCUCUAUCAGGUGGGAUGCAGGACUACAACUACGUGUGGGCACAGUGUUUGGAGCUGACUCUGGAAGUGUCGUGCUGCAAGUUCCCGCCAGCUAGACAACUUCCUGCUCUGUGGAUGGACAACAGGAAGAGCCUGCUGGCCUUCAUCCAGCAGGUCCACCUGGGGGUCAAAGGGCGUGUGUUUGAUGGCUCUGGAGUGCCGGUGCAGAAUGCUGUGGUGGAGGUGAAAGGUCGCCCUAACAUGUGCCCCUUCAAGACGGACCAAAAUGGCGAAUACUACCGACUGUUGUUACCAGGAAACCACACGUUCAGGGUGACGUAUCCGGGUCACCAAGUGUUGACGGAGACCCUUGACGUCCCGUAUGGUCCCAGUCACUACUCUGCUCUCAAACACGACUUCCUGUUGCGUCGCAUCACCGUGACCACUGGCCGCCCCCACACCCCCUCCUCCCCGCCCUCGAAAUCGCUCCAAGUGGAGGCAGCAGGGGCUACCAAUACGCCCACGUGGACAAGGAUGGUUGCAGGGCUGGGGUUGGCCCUCGCGCUCAACUCCCUGAUCAGUUGAUACAUGGCAGCAAAAUGUGUGCACAAAAAAAAACAACUUGAUCUCUACAGGAAACGCGACUGCAUGAUUUACUUUUCCUAUUUUAACCUUUCAUUUGGAGACAUUCAUUUGGAAUGAUAACAGGAAGUAGAAAAGCUGUGACUUCCUGUCUCCACCAGUACAUCCUCCCCUGACGCCAACUUCCUGUACAACUGAGAUAGUUCGUCAGGGGACGGCCUCUCGGACUCUGGGGUGCAGGGAAUGUAAAAGUCUGACGACGCCUGAGACUACAGCAGCUCCGAUGAGACACCGCUGCCGUUCUGUGAUUGGGCGAGGGUCUGGGGGCGGUUGGAGUCCUGCGUCUGGGAGGAAUGAUUGGACAAAGAAGUGGACAGAGCCAGACUAAAGUCGUCAUCCAGGUUCUCUUCCUGUUGGCUGAACUCUUCAGGUGUCUGCAAACCGGUCAUCCUGGAGGGGGAUGAGCCUGGGAGGCUGUUCUGGCUAUCAGGUAGCGCCUCAACAGUGAAAAAGUCCGCCCACUUGGGGGGCCGCUCUGAGCCAUGUUCUGCCUGGGUGCUCGCUUCCUCAUCGCUCACCUCGUCUUCAUCAUCUUCGUCAUUUGACUCUGUGCAGUCCAUGUAGUUGCUCGUGGGCGGCAGGAGGGUCAGAUGCAGGCAGUCCCCCUCAGAGGCAGGUGGCGCUGUGGUGUGUGCACUAGGAGCUGUCAAAUGGUAAACAGUGAUGAGCAUGUGUACCAACAAGAAGCUGAAACAUGGACGCACCGUUUUCAGUGCAGCUGCUCAGCGCCGCCCUCUUCCUCACUGGCGCCAUAUCUAUCCCACCAAAGAGCCCAUCAUCACUGUCCGAAUCUGAUUGGACAAGGAGACGAGUGUCAGGGACCACAUUCGCUCCUUUGCGUUUGUCCGGCUGGUGGUUAAGUCUCACCACGAGGCGGUGUCUUGGCCACGCUGCGCUUGAGCACCCCUAGUGGUUCGUAUGUGAACCCUUCCUCUGACCGCUUCCUGCACAUCAGCUGGAGCCUGUUGGAAGGCAAGACACCGGAUGCCAGUCAGUGUUGGCCAUACAUUCAUUUAAAAUAAGAAUGGGCCGCCACAUAUACUUGCUGUUACCCAAAGUUCGUUCACAUCAUAAUGAGCCGUCUCAACUUAAUGGGGUAUAGUUACAACUCUGUCCAGUAGAUGGCACCCUAAAUGUUGCUUGACAGCUAGCAUGACAGUUAUGAGAGUGUGACGCUAUAAUAACCUUGGGCAAAAAUAUUUAUUAGAAUUACAGCUGUAAAAUGCCUUAUUUUUAAAUAUCUUUAUUGAAAAGAGACAAAAGUCAUUUUUAAGCCAUCUAAUAUACCACGAUGAAAGUGGAAGGUGCAUUUAAAAUAAAUCAACUCUACUGUGGCUCGUCCUGCCACAACACAAGAAAUAUUUUCUUAGUUAAAAAAAAAAGCAAACUGCAAUCAAGUGGCUGAAGGUCACAACGUAAAUCAUUCUUUUUAAAUGUUACUUCAAAGUGGCAGGUCAGAGGUCAGACUUUUCCACACAAAUGUGUUUGGGGGUCAUGUGAUUGUUAGCAAGUGAGACGUUGUUGUUUGUUGUUCAGUGGAGAAUAAACGCUUUAUAGCAGUGGUCCCCAACCUUUUUUCACCCACCGACCGACUUGUGUUCCCACAAAGAGGGGGUCGUACAUUAUAGUGAUCAAAUUGAUCUUAUUUAUUACGUAUUGUGUAAAACGAGGACAUGAACAACAUCUGAAUGCCAACCCAACAUCCACCAGUUCAAGCCUGGAGUUUUUCCAGAGAGAUGAUGACAUGGCUGUUUGACGUGUGUGGUAAAAGGCAGUGUGCUAGCAUGAAUUAACUUGACAAAUGUGCACAUUAGCACUCAAUAAGUCAUCAAAACUUACCUUUAUGCAUUCCCACAAGUUAGCACACGCACAAUGGACAUUGGUCAAGUGAGACGGCUGUAACAGAGAGAAUCCUGCCACUUUUCAAAAUAAAACAUCAUGGAGAUUAUUUUUUCUUUCUGUGCGGCCCAGUACCAACUGACCCACGGCCCGGUACCGGGCGGCAGCCCAGGGAUCACUGCUUUCUAGCACUUAUCCUCCACUCCUGUCUCCUACUCCAUCACGUCCGCAUUUGGUGACCCUCCAUGUGACUAAUAGGAUCACCCACAACAGCGCCAAGAGCACGGACGUACCUGUGCUGCUCAGUGCCAACAAGGAAGCACACACCCACCGUGAGGAAUAACACACAAUGUUACAAAGUACAGUAUUUCAUGUAGUGUACUUUCUCUCAUAUCAUAGAAACAGUAGGACACAAAAUUUGUGUAGUUUUGAAACCGUGACUUUUUCAUAGCAUGGUAUACCUGCUCAAACCGCCGAUUGACAAUCCCGUGCAAAUGACACGUAGUUCACACACAACAACAACAAACUAUCAUUCUUUGUGGGUAACAAUUAAUGAGCACUACCAACAGCAAGCAACUUACCAAGUACCCGCAAGGCAUGCUGGGUACUCCAGCGGCAACUACAAUACAGUGAGGCAUUAGACGUAUACAUGCAGUCCAGGAAACAUCAUAAAUGUUUUUUUGUUGUUUUAACUGGCUUGUGUGUGUCAUAAGGUACACACACACACACACACACACACCAC
Messenger RNA from Dunckerocampus dactyliophorus (ringed pipefish), 4186 nucleotides. RefSeq names its product carboxypeptidase M (gene cpm). Gene Ontology annotation, biological process: proteolysis. Lineage: Eukaryota; Metazoa; Chordata; Actinopteri; Syngnathiformes; Syngnathidae. Bases 190 to 1548 code for a protein of 452 amino acids. Gene Ontology annotation, molecular function: metallocarboxypeptidase activity; zinc ion binding. Gene Ontology annotation, cellular component: cell surface. The transcript has 10 exons. The record is from RefSeq and is a predicted model, not a curated record.